Messenger RNA from Sturnus vulgaris (Common starling), 1810 nucleotides. Lineage: Eukaryota; Metazoa; Chordata; Aves; Passeriformes; Sturnidae. The record is from RefSeq and is a predicted model, not a curated record.
UCCUUUGCUGUGUCAGCACAGGGAUGGCUGGGCUGGCCCCACCCUGUCACCCUGUGGGAUUUUUGGUUUCCCAAUGUGGGAAGGAGCUCAAAGUCAUGCCAAAACCCCCAGGGGGUGUCCGACUCAUCCUGCUUUGCCGGCACCUCCACUGGGAAUAAAGCCACCCAUCCUGCUGCCAGCAGAGCAGAGGUGCUGUGCAUUGAGCAAGGUAAGGACGGAUCCGGGCUCAGCGCCUUCAACUGCCAACCAGGUGAGACUGGGAUGAACUGGGACGAGUUGGGAUGAGGAGUCGCUCCUUACCGCAGCAGUGGGGGCUGUGGUGAAGUUUAAGGAUGUAGAACAGCCUGGGGUGCCUGGAAUGCUGGCAGUGGUGGAUGGGGCUGCUAGGCAGUGAAGACAUCCUGGUGGGGGAGUGGAGCUGCGUGAUCCCUGGAGCUGGGACGGGCAGACUCACAGUGGUGGGACAGGAUUUAUCUUCUUCUGGGACUAGUGAGCUGGCAGACUGCCCACACCAGCUCCGCAGCCUGCUCUGGGCAAUGCCCGCCAUGACACACUGUCACACUCCUGGAAUUUGGAAGGAUCUACAUGUUUUUUCCUCUACCCCAAAUCCAAAAUAGUGUUCCGAGUUCAUCUCCCAUCCCUGCAUCCCUGUGACCCAGCAUUGAUCCUGGAAGAAUGAGGCCUGUGACACUAGAAUUGUCCCUGCUGGCUGUGGCUCUGCUGUGCCCAGCCACUGCCAUGCUGCGCAUCGGUGCCUUCAACAUCCAGGCCUUCGGUGACACCAAGAUGUCCAACAAGGAAGUGGCAGAGAUCAUCAUCAAUGUCCUGAGCCGCUACGACGUGGUGCUGGUGCAGGAGGUGCGCGACUCCGACCUCAGCGCCGUCACCGAGCUCAUGGAGCAGCUCAACAGUGCAUCCAAAUCCCCAUAUGACUACGAGAUCAGUGGCCCUCUGGGACGGGAGAACUACAAGGAGAUGUACCUGUUUAUCUACAGGACAGACAUUGUGUCUGUGGUGGACACUUACCAAUACAAGGACCCCCAGGAUGUCUUCAGCAGGGAGCCAUUCAUCCUGAGGGUCUCAGCACCCAGCACCAGUAAGUGGGAGAACAAGUGGCCAUGGGUUGUGGCAUGGGGUGGCUGUGGGGCUCAUCCUUCUCCCCUGGCAGAGGCGAAGGAGUUUGUGCUGGUGCCCCUGCACUCAGCCCCACAUGAUGCUGUCGCUGAGAUUGAUGCGCUCUACGAUGUCUACCUGGCCAUCAUCAACAAGUGGGGGACUGAUAACAUGAUAUUCCUGGGAGACUUCAACGCUGACUGCUCCUACGUCCAGCCAAGCGACUGGUCAUCCAUCCGCCUGCGCACCAGCGACAUCUUCAAGUGGCUGAUCCCCGACAGCGCUGACACCACCGUGGGCAAGUCAGACUGUGCCUAUGACAGGAUCGUGGUGUGUGGCAACAAGCUGAAGAGAAGCAUCGUGUCCAACUCAGCUGGUAUCUACAAUUUCCAGCGUGCUUUCCACUUGGACCAGGAGGAGGCCCUGGCAGUCAGCGAUCACUACCCAGUCGAGGUGAAGCUGGCAGCCUGAGCUCCUCCUGCAGCCACAGACCAGGAUCCAGCUCCAGCUUCUACCACCAAUCCCCAUGAAUGUGUUCCACUCAGCCCCAUCCACAAGUCCUGUGCAUGGGCUGCCUCAGAUGCUGGUCUGGAGAAGGAUGGCAGCUGGCUGUGCCCAGACUCCCCUGCCCACCAUGAACCAGAGCCUAGACAGGCCACCAGCCAGGCCACUGUGACCACAGACAAGCCAACGAAGG